AUGAAAGUGCUGAGGAAAAUGAGGGUCCUGUCAAAGCCUAAGACUCUGGAGCACACGUUGGCAGAACGCCAAGUGUUGGAGAGACUGCGAGGGGUGCCAUUCCUUGUCAACCUCUAUUACGCGUUCCAAACAGAUACGAAACUGCAUAUCGUUAUGGAGUAUGUGCGUGGAGGAGAAUUAUUUACACAUCUAUGUAGCCGUGGCAGUUUCGAUGUAACAGCAACGAAAUUUAUCAUUGCUGAAUUGAUCGUCGCUAUUGAUAAUCUUCAUCAGAAUAUUCUAUUGGAUGAGCAUGGUCACGUGAAGUUGACCGAUUUUGGACUCAGUAAACUGCUGGUACCGGAAGAACUCGAACGGGCUAAUUCAUACUGCGGAACUAUUGAAUACAUGUCACCAGAGGUGAUCAAUCGACCAGAAGGAGGAUAUUCGGAUGUUGUAGACUGGUGGUCAAUGGGUGUGAUUUGUUUCGAACUUCUGACCGGUUGCAGUCCUUUCACAGUUGACGGUGCUGCCAACUCUAGCAAGGAGAUUGCCAAGAGGAUAAUAUCGAAAAAAGUUCCGUUCCCAAAGAAUAUGGAUCCGGACGCACGCGAUUUCAUUGCUGCCUUACUUGAGAAGAAGUUAGAAAAACGACUUGGAUACAAUGGUGUAGAUGAGAUCAAAAAGCACCGAUUUCUCCGGGAUAUUGACUGGGACAAGGUGGCCAAACGUCAGCUCACUCCCUUCAUUGUGCCAAAUCUUACUCACGAGCUCGAUGUGCAAAACUUUGCUACUGAAUUCACUAAUCAACAGCCUCUUUACUCACCGGCCGAGUCUCCAGUCAACGGGAAUACACUUUUUAGGGGUUACUCUUACAUCUCACCUUCUGUAAUAUUCGCUAACAACAACAUAAUUGGAGAGGAACUGAUGCAAGAAGACAUUCAAGCAGAAGCUGCCGAUAUCAUGCGGCAAUUGGUCUCCGCAGUUGGUUUUCUACAUGCAAAACGAAUUGUUCAUCGAGAUCUGAAGCCCGAGAAUAUCCUGUUCGAAAGUGAAGAUUCGAGUGCUCGUCUACGACUGGUCGAUUUCGGUUUUGCGCGAUUGUUACCGGCAUGCGUUGAGCAACAGCUGAAGUCAGUCUAUCGGAAAAUGACACCUUGCUUCACCUUACAGUAUGCCGCUCCAGAAGUGCUAGACCUGGGUGAUACGCUACCGGAAUACAAUGAACAGUGUGACUUAUGGUCUCUUGGUGUUAUUUUGUUCACGAUGCUGUCCGGACAAGUACCGUUUCAUGCUCGAUCAAAAACCGAAUCGGCAACGGAGAUUAUGCAGCGGAUAAGGAAGGCAGAAUUUUCGUUCGAAGGUGAUGCCUGGAGAGCCGUGUCUGUUGACGCAAAACAGCUCAUCAAUGGAUUAUUAACUGUGGAUCCGAAGAAACGGUUAUCCAUGCAAGAAUUAUCGCGACAUGCGUGGUUGAACUCGUCGUCUUCUCUGGAGACUCCCCUACAAACGCCUAACGUUUUGCCAUCAUUUGCUGGCGAAACAUUCAACGAGACCCUGCAAGCCUUCCUGACUGCGAAUCGUGAUGGCUUCCACCUGAUGGAUGUAGAAGCGGCACCGUUGAUGAAGAGACGAGGGUUAAAGCGACAAAGUGCGGAGAAAGAAGCUAUUGAUAAAGCUUCCAAAAGGUAG
Molecule: messenger RNA, 1671 nt
Organism: Cooperia oncophora
Lineage: Eukaryota; Metazoa; Nematoda; Chromadorea; Rhabditida; Trichostrongylidae
Source: the annotation of a GenBank genome assembly